Molecule: messenger RNA, 1917 nt
Organism: Aegilops tauschii subsp. strangulata
Lineage: Eukaryota; Viridiplantae; Streptophyta; Magnoliopsida; Poales; Poaceae
Product: alcohol acyltransferase 9-like
Molecular function (GO): acyltransferase activity, transferring groups other than amino-acyl groups
Source: RefSeq, a predicted model, not a curated record
AGAUUAUAGACGAUUUUUUGUAAAUUAAAAGCGUGUGGUAUUUUUUCUCCCGUUGCAAUGCACGAGCCUUUUUGCUAGUCAGAUAUGGAAAGAUAGCGCGCAGACACAUACAAACACUUUGAAUAGCCAGAGGAUAUAUAUAUAUACAUGGGUCAACAUAUCUAUCAGAUUUCGAGGAUCACCGGAUAUAGAUAGAUCAGGACGACCGGUCACUAUAGCUUAGAGAAAACAAAACCAAGUGAGGGACAUCAAUGUGGCCAUCUCCACCAGCUGUUUGAUCUGCUCAUCUGCAUGUCUGGCCUACAAAGCCAGCAGCCGAAGUCGACGACGCAGAUCGACAGCAGAGCAGCAACACAUGGAGAUCGCUGCUGAGUGCGAGCACCGCAUGGAGCCGGUGCUGGUGACCCCGAGCCAGCCGAAGCGGGCGCACACCCUCUACCUCUCCAACCUCGACGACCAGUGCCUCCUCCGCUUCUCCGUCGAGUACCUCUUCGUGUUUGCGGGUGCCGUCGACGUCGAUGCCCUCAGGACGGCGCUAUCCAGGGUCCUCGUCGACUACUACCCGCUCGCCGGCAGGCUCCGGCCCGGGGACGACGGCAAGCUUGUCGUCGACUGCAAUGCCGAGGGGGCUCUUUUCGAGGAGGGGUUCCUGCCGGGGCUCGCCGCCAGCGAAUUCCUCCAGGGGUCUGCCAUUGCUAAGCCUCACGAGUCAUGGAGGAAGCUCCUCCGCGGAGCCGAGGCGCGGAGCUUCCUUGCAGUGCCCCCUCUCGUCGUCCAAGUGACUCACCUCGGCUGCGGCGGCACCGUCCUUUGCGCGGCCAUCAGCCACUGCCUCUGCGACGGCAUCGGCGCAGCGCAGUUCCUCCAUGCGUGGGCGCGCGUCGCCAGGUUCGAAGCCGCUGAUCACCACGUCAUGCCCUUCCAUGACCGCUCCGUCCUGAGGCCACGCUACCCUCCGCGCAUCGCGUUCGAGCACCAGGAAUACGCCAUGAACUCCCUCCCCGACGGAGAUGAACGGGCGGCAGCGUCCAGCCUCUUCGUCGGACCGCUGGCACCGGUGUCUCUGACCUUCACGGGGGCACACAUCAAACGCCUCAAGGACCGGUGCGCGCCGUGGCUCGAGGAGUGCACGUCCUUCGAGGUGCUCGCGGCACACGUCUGGCGCGCGUGGGUGCGAUCCCUCGGUCCUCCGAGCGACCUCCGCGUGAAACUCCUCUUCACCGUCGACAUCCGCCAUCGGGUGAAGCCAAACCUUCCCGGAGGGUACUACGGCAACGGCUUCGUGCUCGCGUGCGCUGCGUCGACGGCCGGGCAGUUGGCGGCGCCGUCCGGUGAGCACCACGCGGCGAGGCUGGUGCGGGCGGCCAAGGAGAUGAUUGACGAUGACUACGUGCGCUCCACGGUUGACCUCCUCGAGCUGCGACGGGACGCCAUGCCAGACCUCUCGGCGAGCCUGGUGAUCUCGGCGUGGACGCGGAUCGGACUGGAGGGCCUGGACAUCGGGGCCGGGCGGCCGGUGCACGUGGGCCCGCUGACCAGCGAGACGUACUGCUUGGUCCUCCCGGUGAUCGACGAUCCCCGUGGCGUGACUGCGCUGGUGUCGGUCCUGGAGGCGGCCGCCGAGAGGUUGGAGGACGGCUUCCUUCAUGGGUUGGCAUUCGAUGACAUGCAUGACGUGGAAAACGACGAGCAGUAAUGGUUGAAGCUAGAGUUCAAGGAAAUAUUGGAUGCUUUUCCUACUAUACCUUAUUAACCUUUGUUGCGCUUCUUUGGCCUUUGAGGAGCGAAUUUCAUUUUCUAUUGGUGAAGGUAUGUACGGUUCAGUGGCAAGAUCCACUACUCAAUGACUUUAGAGAAAGGUGUUACAGCUCCAUGGUGGCACCACACCCUCGUGAUAUAUGCAUUAUCUCUCCCUGC